AUGCGCUUAUCCAUACUCCUCCUCGGAUCCUUCUCUAUUGCCCACAGCCUUGUUCUUCUCCCACGAGGGCCGACAUGCAGCGAAAUAACAGUUCCAGUAUCUGUCCGUUCAACUAAUGCCCUACUAGACUCAGGCAUCAACUCUCAAGAUGGCUUACGCGGCGCUAUGCAAAACAUCUUAUCAGGAGUUCUUGGCCUAAUUCUUAACGUUAAUAUCAAUGGAAACUACAACAUACGUGCACGAUACUGCGAGCCUGAAGUUCAAAACUCAGAGCGUGCCGAUACAAUCCAACUUCUUGUUCACGGUAUCACAUAUACUAGAGACUACUGGUCUGGGCUGGGCGCGCCCGGCUUCAACUUUGGAGGCGAUGAUUACUCAUGGAUCGCAUAUGCUUCCAAGCAGGGCUACCCCACGUUGUCAAUUGAUCGCCUAGGCAACGGUGAGUCAGAUCGUCCCAACGGGCUGGCCGAGGUCCAGAUGAAUACCCAUAUUGAGGUCACUGAAUCUCUUAUAAAAUCCUUAAAAAAAGGGUCCAUCGGCGGCCGAUCAUUCAGCAAGAUUAUUUAUGUCGGUCAUUGGUACGGCUCCCUUAUCGGCAAUUUACACGCUGUCAAAUACCCCACAUCCGUCGACUCCUACGUGCUCACCGGCUUUUCCAAGAAAAUUAGACCCUCUCUACUUCCAACAGUGAUUGCCGGUGCCUUCUUACCUGCAACCAUUGCUUACCCAGAAAGAUGGGCCGGACAGGCCUUAACUUACUUCGCUGCAUCAAACGAGGAUGGGGCAAAUGGUCUCUUUUUCGUUAACGACACAGUCGACCCCGAACUAAGAGAGCUCAACUAUCGCCUCCGCGGCACCGUUACUGCUGGUGAGUUUCUAACUGGCUACGAAAGCACACAGGUUGCUUCAAACUAUCGUGGCCGAGUAUUUGUUCUCACAGGUCAAAAUGAUGCCAUCUUCUGCUCACCAGAUAGUUUCGGACAAGGCACACUAAACGGACAAGGUGACUGCGGAACCGGAGAGGAUAGUAUUAUUGCUCAGACACAAGACUUGUAUCCAGCAGUUGCUAACUACGACUAUGACACCCCUGAGAACAUUGGACAUUGCAAUAUUUUACACAUCGGUGCAGUUGAUCAAUUUGCCACUGUGCACGAUUGGCUAGAUCAGUUCUAUUAG
Messenger RNA from Blumeria graminis f. sp. triticale, 1176 nucleotides. Lineage: Eukaryota; Fungi; Ascomycota; Leotiomycetes; Helotiales; Erysiphaceae. The record is from the annotation of a GenBank genome assembly.